Molecule: messenger RNA, 1246 nt
Organism: Ostrinia furnacalis (Asian corn borer)
Lineage: Eukaryota; Metazoa; Arthropoda; Insecta; Lepidoptera; Crambidae
Gene: Unc50
Product: Unc50 RNA binding protein
Exons: 6
Coding region: 192-989 (265 amino acids)
Cellular component (GO): Golgi membrane
Source: RefSeq, a predicted model, not a curated record
GAUAAACAUUUGUCUUCGUGAUUGUCAUCAUCACCGAGCUGAGUAAUUUUAUUGCAAAUUAAUUUCAUGUUCGUAAAUAAACAGCAACAGAGUGAAAUAGCGAACCAGAAUCGUUAUCCACUUCGCGUCCAAGUGCCAAUAACAGUUAUUGUAAAUUAAAUCUUUAAUGUAACCUAGAAAUAGAAGUAAUCAUGAAGUACUCUACAUCACCGACUCCAAGCCUUAGUAAUUAUCCAAGGAGCACGUCUCCGCUCCCAGCGCCUGCUAACUACCAGCCGACGACGGCCAGUGCAGCCGUGAAGCGAUACAAGUACUUGAGAAGACUGUUCAAGUUCAACCAAAUGGACUUCGAGUUUGCGGCCUGGCAAAUGGUCUAUUUGUUCGUGGCACCACAAAAAGUGUUUAGGAACUUCAAUUAUAGAAAACAUACAAAAUCACAGUUUGCAAGAGAUGAUCCAGCGUUCCUGGUACUUUUAUGUAUCUGGCUAUUUUUGUCAUCAAUAUGCUUUGCACUGGGCAUGGGGCUCAGCUGGACACAAGUGGCCCUGUUUGUGCUAUUUGUAGUGUUCGUAGACUUCAUCGGAGCUGGGAUACUUGUCUCCACAAUAUUUUGGUACAUCAGCAAUAAGUACCUGCGACGCGACCGCGACGGGCCGGACGUGGAGUGGGGCUACGCCUUCGACGUGCACAUCAACGCCUUCUUCCCGCCGCUGUCGCUGCUGCACUGCUUCCAGAUCGUGCUGUUCAACAGUCUACUGAACCACGACGGGUUCCUGUCGUGCCUGGUGUCCAACUCCUUCUGGCUGGCCUCCAUCGUCUACUACUUGUACAUCACCUUUCUGGGAUACAGCAAUAUCCCGACGCUGCAGAACGUGCGAGCCUUCCUACUCCCGUUGCCGGUAUUGGCGCUGCUGUUUGUGGGCUCGCUUACUGCCGGCUGGAACCUCAGCCGCAUGCUCAUGACCUUCUACCACUACCGGGUGUUAUAGGCGACCACGCAACCACCACGCCACCAUGUGACCACCACACCAAUACGUGACGAACAUGCCGCUACGCGACCACAACGCCACCAAGUGGCCGCCACGUGGUCAUCGUAUGACCACCACGCUACCAAGUGGCCACCACGUGAACACCACGCUACCAAGUGGCCGCCACCUGGUCAUCGUAUGACCACCACGCUACCAAGUGGCCGCCACGUGGUCAUCGUAUGACUACCACACUACCAAGUGGCCACCACGCCACCAAG